AUGUCUUCCUCGAAAUCCCGUGCUCAAUCUUCCUCUGUUCCAGUUCCUCCAGAUUACAUUACUGGGGCUGGGAUUGAUAAGCAUGCAAUAGAGGUUAGGAGCAAGCUCCAUCCUUUUGCCCAGAAAAACCUAGACGAAAAUGUCCUCCAUUUGUUUGAAAAUACCUUGGUGCUGGGGCCUCACUGGUUUGGUCCCGUUCCUCCCAAGAUGGUAGAGCUGAUGAAGAAGGAUGCUGAGGCCCCUCUAUGUUUCGAAAGUUCUUCUGCCCUGGCUUCUCAUUCUUGGGUUAGCAAGAAUUUGAGCCGUUUGUUCCCAUCCAGUGAAGUGAGAAACAGUCCAGUCAAGUGGGCAGACUGGUUUGACAGGCUUCUUCCCCGAUUUGGGGCUCACUGGAAAUGGAUUUUCGGGUUUAGGCCUCAUGGAAGACCUGUUGAUGCUAUUGGUGAUUAUCACAGGAAGAAAAACCAGCAGAAGCUAGCCAAGCCAUUCAACAUCUCUCCAGCCCUGAUCAACUAG
Molecule: messenger RNA, 516 nt
Organism: Prunus armeniaca (apricot)
Lineage: Eukaryota; Viridiplantae; Streptophyta; Magnoliopsida; Rosales; Rosaceae
Source: the annotation of a GenBank genome assembly